This is a messenger RNA of Limanda limanda (common dab), 927 nucleotides long. RefSeq names its product dorsal root ganglia homeobox (gene drgx). The record is from RefSeq and is a predicted model, not a curated record. Gene Ontology annotation, biological process: regulation of transcription by RNA polymerase II. NCBI's taxonomy places the organism in Eukaryota, Metazoa, Chordata, Actinopteri, Pleuronectiformes, Pleuronectidae. The transcript is spliced from 6 exons. Gene Ontology annotation, molecular function: RNA polymerase II transcription regulatory region sequence-specific DNA binding; DNA-binding transcription factor activity, RNA polymerase II-specific. Bases 1 to 927 code for a protein of 308 amino acids.
AUGUUCUACUUCCACUGCCCGCCCCAGCUAGACGGGGAGUGCUGUCGCUCCAACACACUGAAUUCCAGCGGCUUUGGGAACCACGCCCCGGCUGAUUUUGACGAUGGAUUUCUCCGUAGAAAACAGCGCAGAAACCGAACAACGUUCACUUUGCAACAGCUGGAAGCUCUGGAGGCUGUCUUCGCUCAGACCCACUACCCGGACGUGUUCACCCGGGAGGAGCUGGCGAUGAAGAUCAACCUGACCGAGGCCCGAGUGCAGGUUUGGUUUCAGAAUCGCAGAGCAAAGUGGAGGAAGACGGAGCGAGGGAGCUCUGACCCCGAAGGAGGGAAGGAGCAGAUGAGUGAGGGCACUCCUCCGUCUCGCAGCCUCAACUCUCAGUCCCCGGUGGACCAGAGCAGAAAACAGAAGGAUCCUCUGGAGAUGCAGCAGAGCAUGAACAGGACUGUGGGUCCUGGUGGUCCCUUCUUUCCGUCUUGUAUACCAGGCUCGCUGCUCAAUUCGGCCACCUACGCCCAGGCGCUCUCUCAGGUCGCCACCCUCAAAGGUAACGGCCUGUGCUCCUGCUGUGUGUCUGACCCCAUGGGUCUGUCCUUCCUGCCGCCCUACGGUUGUCAGGGCAACCGCACAGCCAGCGUGGCCGCCCUGCGCAUGAAGGCUCGGGAGCACUCGGAGGCCGUGCUGCAGUCCGCCAACCUGCUCAGUGCGGCAACCGGGCCCAGUGCCGGCGUGGGAGUCCUCUCAGGGGUCGGCGUCAGCUCGGUCGGGGUGGCAAGGCCCUCGGUGGGACCAGCCAUUGAGGGGCCUGGCUCCAUUGGAAGAGGAGGAGACAGCGCAAGUCCCAGCUCGGCCUCCAAGGUCCAGGUCCUGGGCGGUAGUCCCGACAAACACCCUCAAUGCUCCAAGGAUCCACUGGAGAAGAAGUGA